Molecule: messenger RNA, 1959 nt
Organism: Lathyrus oleraceus (garden pea)
Lineage: Eukaryota; Viridiplantae; Streptophyta; Magnoliopsida; Fabales; Fabaceae
Product: COBRA-like protein 7
Exons: 3
Coding region: 1-1959 (652 amino acids)
Biological process (GO): cellulose microfibril organization
Cellular component (GO): membrane
Source: RefSeq, a predicted model, not a curated record
AUGGCCUCAAAUUUUUGUAGUCAUCAUUGCUUCUUCAUCGUCGCAGUUUUGUCAAUCUUUGCCAUAACUCCAUCAACAUCUCAGCAGCAAACGUCUGAUUCGUGCAACGGAAUAUUCCUGUCAUACACAUACACCGGAGGAAAAAAGCUUACACCGAACUUGACAGACUCAGGGUCCCAACCGUCCCGAUUUGAGUCGACGCUGACAGUGCUCAACAACGGGCUCCAAGAGCUGAAGUCUUGGAAGGUGUUUGUCGGGUUUCAGCACGGAGAAUGGUUGGUGUCUGCGUCAAAUGUGGUGCUCGCAGACGGGAGAACCAUCCCCGAGGCAGUUGGAAACGGCACCGUUUUAGCAGGGUCAUCUGUGACAGAUUUGAAGACUGCGGCCGAGACUGCAGGGGACUUGACUCAGAUGCAGGUUAAGGUAGAUAUGGUGGGGACAGUGGUGGGGGUUGCACCACCCGGCGUGCCAAUGCCUUCGACCAUAAACCUUGCUAAUGAUGGAUUCAUUUGUGGUGAACCAAAUUUUCAAGGGAACAAUGAAACUCAUGUAUGUUGCACAAGUGAUCCCAAUUACAAGACAAAAAUCAUCACAAAAGAAAAUGUUCUACCUAGACAGAAGAAUGGUGAUCUUACCAUAAUGUAUGAUGUGAUCAAGGCAUACAAUUCCAAUUACUUGGCAGAGGUAACAAUCUCAAACCACAACCCUCUAGGCCGUCUGGACAAUUGGAAAUUAAGCUGGAACUGGACAAAUGAUGAAUUUAUCCAUACAAUGAAAGGUGCUUAUCCAUCAGUUAUAGAUUCUUCUAAAUGUGUUUUUGGUUCACAAGGUGAAUUUUACAAGGAACUUGAUUUUGCCAAUGUAUUGAGUUGUGAAAAAAGACCAACAAUAAUUGAUCUACCUCCAACAAGGUUCAAUGAUACACAACUUGGUAAAAUACCAUUUUGUUGUAGGAACGGUACUUUGUUACCACCAAAUAUGGACCCUAGCAUGUCAAUUUCAAGGUUCCAAAUGCAAGUUUAUAAAAUGCCGCCAUAUCUCAAUCGGUCAAACCUUACACCGCCACAAAAUUGGGGGAUUAAAGGUUCUAUAAUCAACCCUGAUUACAAGUGCGGCAGCCCGAUUAGGGUUAGUCCUAGUCAAUUUCGAGAUCCAACAGGUUUACCUUCAAACAUAUCUUCAAUUGCAAGUUGGCAAGUUGUGUGCAACAUAACAAAGUCAUUGAAAAGUGAUUCUCCAAAAUGUUGUGUCUCAUUUUCAGCUUUUUAUAAUGACUCAGUUAUUCCUUGUAACACAUGUGCAUGUGGAUGUCAUGGUAAUCAAGAGAGAAUAUGUAGUGUUAGUAAGCCAGCUAUGUGGCUUCCAUCAAAAGCACUUCUUGUUCCAUUUGAGAAUAGAAAUGAAAUGGCACAUGAUUGGGCUAGUUUGAAAAAGCUACAAGUUCCUAACCCUAUUCCAUGUGGUGAUAACUGUGGUGUGACCAUAAACUGGCAUGUAAAUACAGAUUAUAAAAAAGGUUGGACCGCAAGGAUCACGAUUUUUAACUGGGGUGAGACGAAUUUCGCUGAUUGGUUUGCAGCGGUUCAAAUGGACAAAGGUGCAAAAGGUUUUGAGGAAAUGUAUUCAUUCAAUGGAGGCUUGUUAGAGAGAUUAAACACUACAAUAUUCAUGCAAGGUAAGAAAGGAUUGAACUUUCUUGUAGCAGAAGCAAAUGGGUUGAACCCUCGAAAAGAUCCGAGGGUUCCGGGGAAACAGCAAUCGGUAAUCUCAUUUAGAAAGGAAAAAAAUGAUGAAAUCAACGUGGUUGGUGGCGAUGGUUUUCCUAGUAAAGUUUUCUUCAACGGAGAGGAAUGCUCUCUUCCGUUGGUGUUUCCAAGCAAUGGUUUGAGGAAUGAACUUUCUUUAUAUACUAUUAUGAUCCUAAUAUUGUCGUCAAUCAUUUUGAUACAACAAUGGUGA